Messenger RNA from Pomacea canaliculata, 2836 nucleotides. RefSeq names its product fukutin-like. Bases 222 to 1568 code for a protein of 448 amino acids. NCBI's taxonomy places the organism in Eukaryota, Metazoa, Mollusca, Gastropoda, Architaenioglossa, Ampullariidae. Gene Ontology annotation, cellular component: Golgi membrane. The record is from RefSeq and is a predicted model, not a curated record. The transcript has 9 exons.
ACAAUGGCGGCUUCCAUUGGAAUAGAGUUGGAGGAGAAGUUAUAGGUUCAUCGGAGCUAUCUGCUCUAGUUAAUGUGACCAGAAUUAUCUUAGCCAAUCCGGGGACACGAGACGGGAGGGAAGAACUAGAGUAGCCUAGUCCAAAAAAAAGGGGACUGUCCCCAGAAACGGGACGGAUGGUCAGCUUACCCUACUAGCAAGUGCUACAUCGCCCAGCCCUGAUGGGGUCGUUGUUUGAAGUACGAGGAUAUACCAUUUUCAAAGGCAUAGCAGCUCUUGGAGUAACAUUUCUUCUUGUGCAAUUCAUCAUCUACAAGAUCUUUGUGGACAAAGUAGAACAUCGCUUUGACACCUCGCCAUGGGGAGUAACUCGUCUGUUCUUUGAGACAUGUCAAAAUUUGGAUCUGCCAGUUUUUGCUGUAGAGCCAUCUUUACUACGUGCACUUCGAGCUGGAGAAAAUUCUCUGGAACUAUGGAACAGAGGACAGUACCCUGUGCUUACUUUUGGUGUAAUUGAAGCUAGCCAAGAUGAGCUGCAUGGCCUUUUGUCAAGCUUUAACUCCUUCAACCAUCUAGAAGUCGUGAGUGGUGACCCCAGGGAGCUGUCCUCUGUUGAGUCGGUACAGAACUACAGAGUCAUUCCUACUCACUACUUCUUAUGGCGACCACACUCUCAAGCACCAUUGCUCCAUCUAGUGGUCUUCUAUCGCAGAGGAGACUACUACUGGACUGGUGCAGCAUCCACUGACAGGAACUUCCGUUCUCUGCCAUUAAACGUGUCUCAUUUGAUCCUUGGGAUACAUGCUUCAUCCCUUGAAAUCUUUUCAGUUGUAACAGAGAAAUUCAAGGGGUUACCGAUAUCCUACCCUAAAGAUACUUCUUCCUUCAUUUGGAACUUGCAGCAUUCCAAAUUUAUGGAGUGUGACUAUGCACAGGCUAGGCAUUUCUUCAUUAAAUAUGGAAGGAAGAACAUGCAGGAUGCUGAGUUUCGUCAAAAGGCAAGACAACUAUUAUUUUUGGUGGUUAAAACACUGGACAGCAUGUCUGUGCCAUUUUGGCUGAGUAGCGGAACCUGUCUAGGAUGGUUCAGACAGUGUGAUAUCAUUCCAUACAGCAAAGAUGUUGAUAUUGGUAUCAGGAUCAAAGAUUACAGAGAAGAAAUGAUUACAGCUCUGGAAAACAAUGGACUUCAUUUAAUUCAACUGUUUGGAAAAGUUUCAGAUAGCCUUGAGCUUUCGUUUGCUUAUAAGGAUAUCAAACUGGACAUUUUCUUCUUCUAUGAGGAAAAAGACUACAUAUGGAAUGGGGGUACACAGGCAAGCACAGGAAGAAAGUUCCAGUACAUUUUUCCACUGUUUUCUUUAUGCUGGACUGAUUUCUUGGGACUAAGAGUGCGAGUUCCAGAUCCUGCCUUGCCCUAUAUUCAAGCUAAUUAUGGGAAGAAAUGGGAUGUGCCAGUGCGAGACUGGGACUGGAAGAAAAGUCCUCCCAAUGUGGUCGAAAAUGGGGAAUGGCCACCUAGGGAAAGAGACCAAGUGAUCCAGCUCUUUGAAUGGGAGAACAGCUAGAAAUAUUAGAAGGCAUUAACAUGUCAGCAAAGACUCACCUCCAGAAAGUUACAUGUCUUCUGUUUAUUGUGCUUUGAAUAUCUUUGAAUACAGUUCCACAUCAUCUUCUUCAUCUUCCAUGUUCAGCAACAACAGUAAAUCCAAACCUUAAUUGAGUACAUCCCAGAUACACCAUGUAGAAAAUGUAUUUUCUACUUUUAGCAAUGUUUGAUUAGAGUAGGGCAACAGCAAUAGCUGCAAAGACUUUAUUGCUCACAGUUUGGGUUCUAACAUCAGCUUCCUUUUGUCUUUGUUACCCAGUUUUGUAAUUAACAAACUCUUUUUGAAAUAUUGCUUUAUGUAUAGCUUGUAAUCAACUUACACUAAAUACAGGCCAGUUGAACUGAUGGUCUGUGCUGCAUGCCAAGAAGUGAAAUAAAUUCACUACAUACUAGAGCAUGUAUACACAUUUAUGGUAUAUAUAUAUAGAGAGAAUCUCAUUUUAUAAUGCUAAAAAAAAUUUUUAAUAUUUAUGGUUCAGUGUUUACCUGAAACAUGGAUGUUUAGUUGGGAGGCAAAGAAUGCACAGUUCAUUUGGAUGUUAAACUGUUAUGAUGAGGAAGGACCAAGGCAAUUACUAUACAAUGAUUUUAUUACAACAGCUGUUUUUAAUGUGCCUUGCUUUAGAUAAAAAAGCAAAAACAGAAGACUAUUGGUUGUGACAGGAAAUACUUGUAAAUGAUAUCUCACUAUUUCUGAUUAUCACCUGUUCAGAGUGAGAUUUUGUGAUGUGUGGUUGUGGCUGGUAAUCAAGACAUAACUUUGGGCCUUACCUGUCUGUGAUGCUUCUAUAGCAAUUUUUUUUAAAAGAAGGGACUGUAUUAUUUUGAUAAUAAAUCAAUUUCUCUUUCUGAAUGUUGCUUUACUUUUUCAGAUCUUGGCCUUGUUUGAUUUUAUAAUUUCAUAUAUCAGUUAUCAUGUACAGGUUAAGGUUAAAUGCGAUGGAUUGCACAGGAACACUAUACUAUUAGCAACAGUGCGCAGCUGUCAUUCCAAAUGUUUUCUUGUCAUUUUCAUGAAGUGUAAAAUAAGGGAGAGAAAGAUACCUAUGUGUAUGGAUGAGGGUAAAAGAGUGUGUGGAUGAGGGUAAAAAGAGUGUGUACUACAAUGAUGCAUUUCACUAGCUGUUUGCUAUUCAACAUUAUUCUUAUUAUCUAUAUAUUUAGUUAUGAAUGAUUUUAUGUCAGAUUUUACACACAAAAGUGCAAAUUAAAAAUGUUUACACUUAA